Dicrocoelium dendriticum is the source of this 10080-nucleotide messenger RNA. Lineage: Eukaryota; Metazoa; Platyhelminthes; Trematoda; Plagiorchiida; Dicrocoeliidae. The record is from the annotation of a GenBank genome assembly.
AUGCGGGGUUCUGAUGAUCUUUACUUCCUCUUGCUGCAUACUGAAUUCUUAGCGCAUUCUUUCGGCAAGAAGAAGCAGAGAGCGAAUUUCUUCGAUUUUGGCCAGAUUGUCGAACAAAGGAAGUCGGUGUUCGAACGUCACUUUAUUCGUUGCGUCUUUUCAUCUAUCGACUUCUCUCCCUAUGAGUCUAAGAGCUCGCAGAAAGAUCUUCAUCAAAUACAGCUCUUCGGCCAGAAACUCAGCUCAAUUCUGUCCAGACCUCAUUUUGUGUCUCUGUUAUGCUACGCUAUCGAUACACCUUUACCGUCUUUCAAGGGAUUUGGGCCAUCUCGCCACCUUCUACCCCAAAUCAGUCGAGUGCUCAAGUUGGGCCGUGCACAGGAAGUCAUGUUGGGUCUCGCUCUAAUGCACUGCGGCAAUUCCGAGGUCGUGUACCACGCACAUCAAUGGAUCCGUCAAAAGCUACCAGACCUCAUCCGUUCGCAUUUAUUAGAGAAUGAAUCAGUUGAUUCGCAAGCUGCACACGAAUCAACCAGUGAUUUGGUCGAUAAAUCACCGGACUCGCGGGGAAUCAUCACAUCAGGGAUUUUGCGCGAAGAGUCGGAGCACUUUGGUGUCACUAAUCCUAUGAUUUCCAAUCUUCUGGCAUCGCUUAGUCGAGAGUUACCACGCAACUGUGUUCCACUUGUGAUGUCUGCGAUGCUUUAUCCGGAUCUACUGGAACCCAAUCCAGCGAUAACAUACCAAGAACCAGGAGAGUUGCCUUGUGGGAUUGUAUCUAUUCCCAAUGUCAGUGCACCUUUAUCUAGACUGCACACUUUGGCGGUGGAUCGCCACUCGAAUGCGGUCAUCGAUGUUGAGCCGUUACCAGACCUAACUUUCUGGGAACCUACUACAGUCCAUCCGGAAGAGGAAGAAACCGAUGUUUCUCUACUUGCAGAUUUGAUGGAGGAACUGGGCUACGCCUGCACCCACAAUUUGGAUUCUAUGCGAUUGACAUUGGCCGAAUUGAGUCAGCGCGAAGUGACACCGGCUGCAGUGGCUAAGUGCAUAUGCUUGUUUAUGCGGACUGCCGAUGGUCAGUUGAGACAUCGUGCGCCUUCUGAUGCCUUUGCCGAUGAAGUAGAGGAAGCACGUAAGGGCUCACUGAGAACACUUCGUUUUGGCAAAUUUGGAACAGAUGAUUGUGGACUAGCUGCAACGUCAUCGAUGCCUACCAGCCACUUCUCACUGCAUCAGGAGAAUGUCGAUGUUAUAGACCCAAUUCAACCCACCGGAUCUUCCUCUGAUCUUGAUGUUUGGAAUGUGGAAAACUUCCUCACUGCGGUUUUCGAACUGAAUCCAGCAAUUUCUCUUGGUCAGAUUAUCUCGGAAUUGGACCGCUUGGAAUUUUUCGUUGCCAAUCGAGCCGCAUUCCUGAUACUGAAGCAAUGCUUGCUACGGGACCCCCAAUCACAACUACCGACACCUUGGUUUUACGGCCACUGGACACACGUCUACGGCCAACUCUCACUGCUAUACGCCUGUUACAAUUACCCAGAUGUCCUUUGUGUGAAUUACUGGCCCUACCGUUGCGUGGAUCUGUCUCUGUAUCGCAUAAAUCCAGGUGAAGAACAGGCCCAUUUGCAAAUAUGGAAAAACAUCGACUACGUACAGGCGCUUCUCAGCCUUUCAGAACGUGGUCUUUUCUCAUCUGUCUAUGCUUUUCUCCGACAAGCAUUACACUCGCAUCCUGAUGUUGUCACCGCCACCCUUCUUGAAACCGCUCCUUGUACCGCUCGGUCUGUUUUGCUCUGCCAUGCGUUUGUCUACUUUCUCUCACCCCGCACGAACUCCCAACCAGUGCUUCAGACUGCGUGGAAUGGUAAUAAGUACCAGAAACAUGCCAUGAACACUGCCACUUUGCACGAACAGAGACUGUUGCUUCUAUCAGCAGUCGUAGAGUACACUGCUCAGUCGAUUGCCGGGGUCGCCGAGCCAACUACCUUCGGGGAACCGACUACACUAACUUCCAGUCCUACAGUUCAAAACAAUCUGACUCGCACCGUGGAACUGCUUGCUGGCAUCUGCGAUGUUUCUGCCGGCAGUCGAACUGGUGCCUUGUUACCCGUGCUCCUGGGCACAACGGAAGCUCCAUCCGCCGCUGUCUCUGUUCUGCUGCCUUCAGUUGGUUCCGGUCCUCCUGCCAUACCAAACGCGUUUUCGGUACCAUUUCAUAUCUUACCCCAACCCAUGCACUCCAUCGAUCUAGCUCUUGUACUUCUCGUGCGAAUUGCCAAUGCAGUGAGCCUCGCCGCUUCUCGCACAAACGCAGAAACCAGCUCAAUGGCUUCCAUACAAAACGCCAUCCGUGUAUUUCUCCUGCAGUGGUUCACCGAAUAUGUCCGUGACCGCCAAGUUGCAGAGCGAUUUGCCUAUGGAAUUGUGGAAUACCUGCGCGUUCGCUACGCAUCCUAUUUGUUGAGCACGGGGCCCCUAACCGACUCCAAGCCAAUGGCGCUAAUCACCUGUUUACCGAUGGAGCUACGUAAGCCUUCGGCUGCCCUACUUACACGGAUUAUCCAGUCAGCCCAGGGUGCUUUGAAGUCUGCAACCUGUUGCCUCAGGCAAGAAAUCGUGGUUGACAUUUCUCAAACGUUAAGCUUGUAUCUACAAAAUUUAUCAUCCGUCGCUGCUCAGUCUACUCAAAUCUCUCGUAUCGGCUCAUCUGCGUUUGGAUUAACUAUGAAACACGGUGCUAGUGGGGUCGGAAUUAAUGCGAUUUCCCAGCCUCAGUCCCAACAGCAAACUCGGUGCACAUCUUCCACAGUCGCUCUUCCCUCCUCGAGCCAUAUGUACCAGUCAUCUGAUCUACCCGCAGUCAGCAGUUACGGUCCUGUUCCAGAGGACACCUUUUGUCGGUCUUCCGCAGGGAGCUCCCUCAUUGGCCGGCUAAAUCAACCGAUCUUUACCCAUGGGUCUGCUCUGCGCAAGCAGUCUGACGGAUUGACCUCUCACGGAGUCUCCUAUCCCACAGAUCAUCAGCCGAUCGCUUUGUCAUUCACAAAUGAGCCCAUUAAGCUUGAAAUGACGAAGGAGGCUGAGGCAGAAGCCUAUGGUUUCUUCCAAAAACUGUUGAAGGGAAUCAGCUCCCCGGAUGACAUGUUCAAAGCUGUUUGCGAGUAUGCUACUCAGGGAAACUUGUCACAGCGGAAGCUCUUGGACGAUGUCUUGCGUAUGCUCGCUGAUGAAGUCAGUCAGUACCUUCCGGAUUAUCCUGAACCCAUGCUUCCACUGAUAUCCGAGCUGUAUGGCAAUAUUUUGGCCGCUAGCACCCAACUGCUCCCGGUGCGAUCUUUGUCAAUAUUAUGGCGAGCGCUGCUCACCAGACUUCACUCCUUCUCACCAGACAUGGCCGAUUCGCCCCUAUUCCGCGCCAUCAUUCGCAUCCUCAUCAAAGCCAAGAAUGCGUUUACUCAAUUUUACAAUUUACCAGGUUGUCUGGUCAGCUGUCCAGUUUUCAAAUUCUUUCCUCAUGAAUUGCAAGAGUACAUUCUGAAUGCUGAGAUGCUUGCCAACAACUACAUACGCUCGCAACAGACUGGUCCCAAGCCGUUAGUGACCACUGCUUCGACUAAUGCGUUCAAUUCGGUCAAUCAGCUAACCGGCCAAACCUCUUCGUUGGGAGUAAGCUCCACUUCACAGCUUCCUGGGCUUGUAUUACACUGUACCCAAUCUGAAGCACCCCCUAAGGCUCCAGAUCCACCUGAAGAGGCCAUCUCUGAUCGAAUUUACUUCUUAUUCAACAACGUUUCGCAGUCGAACGCGAAAGAGAAAUCCGCUGAGCUAACGGAAUUGCUUUCAGAUGAGCGAUUACUACCCUGGUUCGCAUAUUAUCUGGUUGGAAAGCGUGUUCCUGUAGAACAAACCUUCCACGAAUUGUUCGCUUUUGUCUUGGAACAAAUCCAGGAGCGGAUUCCGAAUGUGCGCCCUAAAGUUAUGCAGGAGCUGAUUCGUCAUAUCAAGUUUCUGCUGCGCAAUAUGCGAAAGGAUCGCGAUGACAUGCAGGCGCGGACUGCUCUGAAAAAUCUGGGUGAUUUUCUCGGAUUGAUUACUCUUGCGCGAAAUAAACCCCUUUUGCACGAUGAUCUCAAUGUGAAGGAUUUAGUCUAUGAGGCCUACCAUAAGGGACCAGUUUCAUCACAGUACGUCGUCCCAUUCGUCGCACGUAUUGUCAAAGGCGCCACUAACAGUGUGUUCCGUCCGCCAAACCCGUGGACAAUGGCUAUCUUAAAGGUAUUCCGUGAGCUGUAUGAUCUGAAAGACGUGAAGGAUUGUCUACGUUUCGAGAUCGAAUUGCUCUAUCGAAAUUUCUCACUGAAUGUGGAAGAUGUGCCCAUGGCUAACUUUCUUCGGGAUCGUAACCACGUCAAUAAUCUCGAAGUGCAGCUUUGCUUCUUUGUCACUUCCGAUUCAUCUAACAACCUCUCUUCUGCUACCCUCUCCGGUGCUGCGAUUACAGUGGUCUCCGGCACCGACACUUUCGCUACUGGCCCCGUCUGUUCCGAGACUACUUCAAUCGCGGUAGCGCCCGCAGUACCUGUACAGCAGCAGCAACAACAUGUUUUGAACAUGCUGGUUGCAUUGCAGAAGCAGCAAUCCCAACAACAGCAACCUAUCACUGCACAGGCGUCCACGGCUUUGAUUGGCGCUUCGGACGUGGCCAGCACUUCAGGGGCCACUAAUGUGUCGCAGUCAAUGUAUUCAAUAUCUGGACUUGAUUUGAACAAUGUGAUUGUUUCUGGGAAUGGAAAUUCAAAUACGCGCGCCCUUGUUUUGGCCGCUGCCCUCGCUGCUAACCAGUCACAAAAACAUCUGCCACCAGGUCAGCAGUUCCGAUCCUCUAACAUCACCUCAACCACCGCCAGUGGAAGUGGAAGCGCUUCCGCGGCAUUUUCCAUUCAGCAAAAACAGUUGGCCGUUGCUAUGGCUACGUUACAACAGCAGCUGCAGUCCCAGCAGGCCUCCAACGCUGUCGUUCCCUAUACUCCUAGCGUGUCGCUUCAACACGGUAUCACUGGGAUCACACCAGACUCUACAGUCGACGUUUCUGGUGGUAACCUCCGGUACGAAGACGUCAGUCUGCAAACUAUUCGGGCAUCUUUGAAGUUGGAUGACAUUAUCGCUGUUGCCGGGUCUGUUAAUCGAACUGCCAGUGGAGCUCCUGCUGCUGGUACCAACUCCGCUCACGCCGCAGUCACUCUUUUGCAGUCCAACCCUCGUCUACGUACCCUAAUCGAACCUGCGAUGAGUCGUGCCAUAAACGAACUAACCACCCCCGUCUUUGAGCGAUGUGCCCGAAUCACAGUCACAACAGUACUUAACGUAGUUCGCAAAGAUUUUGCCAUGGAUCCCGAUCCUAACCGAAUGCUUUAUGCUGCCCGCCAGAUGGUUCGUCAUCUGACUGCGGGUAUGUCCCUCAUCACCGCUCGCGAGGCUUUAGGUGUGUCCUUGGUAACGUCUCUUAAAAAUGUUAUUUUGGCAGAGGUGCAAACAGCUUCCGGUCAAGAAAAGGAAGCAGUGCAGCGGCUUGCUCAUCUCAUCGUUGCCAGAUCUAUGCACACUUGCUUGGCAUUUAUGCAGAAAUCGGUCGCAGAAAAGUCCGUCCUGGAGGUUGAGAAGAAGUUGGAGAACGAUUUGAAGCUCCGGACUGAGUUAGGACCGCGCCGUUUCUUGGAGCAGGCAGCGACUCAGUUGGCCACGGUGCAAGCAAACAUGCCUGAAGUUCUCCGCCUUGGAAUUGGGGGCCUCACUCCUUCCAAUAUGUCAGUUUACGAUGAAUUCGGUCGCGUGAUUCCGGGGUUCGCCCAGUCUCCAGUUGUUCCAAGCGCUGCCCCUUCUCUUGUUCCGACUGUGGGGCACUCGAAUUCUCAGAGCACGAAUGCGGCUCAAGUUGCAGCCUUUUUACAGCAGCAACAACAAGAUAUUUCUUCAGUCAGGAUGCAAAGGCAAAUUUCGGCUGGCCCGGGAAGCGUAUCACUGUUGAAACCCCUACUGAAUCAGGGAUCUGCACAACAGUCCUUGCUGCUCCUACAGCAGCAACAACAACAACAAAAGGUUUCGGCUACUGGCUCUUUGGAUGAUAUCGUAGCGCAAAUUGAGCGCCACUUGGCCUUCAUCUCGAACCGUUUGUGCUCCACAACCGAUCCUAUGAUUCGCUCAUUACGGUGCUUCAUUGAUGCUAUGAAUUUGGCCAAAACUAAUCGUGACCCCAAUGUCGCGAUCGCCGUGAUUUCCACCAUAGUGCAGAGCUUUUUGGAACACUAUCGACCGAGUGCCUGGUGUGAUCAGCCUCGUGGAUUGGAGACAAUGGAACAUCUAAAAGAAGCUUACAUGCUUACUCUCAGGCAUAUGCUGUCUUCCGAUCAGGCCCCUUUUGGUUACGCAUGGGUCACAAGACAGGUAACCCAGGCGUGGAUCCACCUGGAUGGUGGUAGUAUAUCUAAAGACAAGCAGCCAGUAUCUCUACCCAAGGUUUCAGAAGCCUUAAUGGAGGCGGGUGGUGAGUCGAAUGUUGCAGAUAGCCCACGCGACACAGUGGGCGGGGAUUACACUGGGGACAAAGAGAGAAGUGUAGCGUGGUCGAAAUGGAAGCCCUUGCAGCCCGAUGCUUCUCGACCCGAAGGGGGGCCGAUUCAAGGCAAGGUGAAUUCCAUUAAGUGGAAUUGGGAGGCUUUUGCCGAGCUGCUCAAGGUUCAUGUAGUUUAUCUUUCACAGGUCGAUGCGUAUCUCUCUCAGGAAGUCAAUGCCGGCCACCCAGGUGCCAUCAUGUUCGUUAUCGAUUUACUCGAUCACUUCGUUCUCCCUUGCCCAUCGGGCACUGCUGUUGGAGCUGCCGCGGCAGCCGCUGCAAGCUAUGCUCGGGCGAGCUUCAACUGUAUUUCAUCUGCUAGCGGCGCUCAAGUGGGCCCCCAGCAGGCGACCACGGCAACAAAUUCGGCUGCAGGGGUGCCUUACGCUUCCACUCCCAUGCCGCAGUCUAUGAGCCAGUCGAAACGGGAAUUCACCGUCCUUAACGAAUACGAUCUUUGGUCCACAUUGGAGGCUAUGCGCUCUUGUGUUAACUGCUUGAAUGCUGCGGCCUCAACUCGACUCGUCAGUCUCACGGAUCCGCUUGGUUUGCGUCUACGUUUGGCUUGUGCUCGAGUUCGUGGCCUACUAGAUCUCGGACUUCUUGAGCAGUCUCCAUUAUUCGCUACAUCGUUGGGUGCUUUUACUCCGAUCACUGCAUUUUAUUCAGGUUGCAGUCAGGCCCGGGAAUUUGACGAUCCACCAAACUUGCAAGAAAAAGUUGAGCUUCUUAUGCGUCAUUGGAUUGAAGUGUACCAGAGUCCUCGACAACGGGAUCCGGCUACCAUCGAAGCAGUGUUAAGUCAACUCACUCAAAUUGGAGUUUUGCCGAAUUUAGACAACCUUACGCGUUUUCUGCGUCUUGCCACAAUUUUUGUCAUCGAACGGGCUCUGAAACAUCUUAAACUUCAGGAUCAACAGCAGCCGCAGCAUAUGAACGCUCCUCCUGGUACCGGUGCUGUGCCGAGUGCCUUUCAGCCUGGCUUCAGCGGAGCCAAUUCCAACUCCAGCAUGUCUGUGGCCCGUUUGGCUGCCUAUGUGGAACUGGAUGCCUAUGCUCGCCUGAUCAGCAUCAUUAUCCGGCGAAGUGGUGAAUUAUCAGACCAGAGAAAUAUCAAGGUUAUACUAGUUAAUAAAGUUCUCGGAAUAAUUGCCGGGACUCUUCUACAGGAGCAUGAAGUACGCCGUCAUUGGUUCCAUCCGAUGCCUUUCGAGCGAAUCUUUAUCAUGCUGUUUGUCGAAUUGCAUUCUUCAUCUCAGCUUUCCACACGCGAUCCAUGUGAGUCGCAAACUGAAGCAGUGAUCGAACAACGUCAAAGUGAAUCAGACCCCGCAACUUCCGAAAGAGCCUCUGGCUCCAGUGAUGCUUCAUUAAGAAACACAACUCGAGCAUUAUCGAACUUGAACCUUCAGCAGCAACUUCCUCUGAUUUUCUGUCACUUGCUUCAUUGCUUGCGCCCAGAAAAAGCCACUGCCUUCGUUCUUUCCUGGCUGGAAAUGCUGGCACAUCGCUGGUUUGUUAGUCGGAUUUUAGCUUCUCCUGUUUCACCCCAGUUGCGAUCUGCCUAUCAGGCCAUGUAUGCGCAAGUGUUGGUUGAUCUUUUGAAGUUCCUUGGGUAUUUUUUGCAAAAUGCCCUUAUGCCAAAGCCCAUCCAGUGUUUGUACAAGGCCACUUUGCGUCUGUUCCUCGUACUCAUUCACGACUUCCCGGAGUUCGUCUCUGACUACUACGCUCUGUUUUGCGAUGUCGUUCCGUCGAACUCUAUACAAAUGCGGAAUCUCAUUCUUUCUGCACUUCCCAAGCGUGGAAUCCCUUCAACAGAUCCACUUCAGGCACCCCCGGUCGACAAUCUGGCUUCUCUUGAAGAUCCAACUGGGUACUGCAUGGAUGCUGGAUCUCGACUGCCUGAGCCCAUGCGCAGUGAGCUAGACGCUUAUUUGGCCACCCGUGCUCCUGUUAAACUCUUAAGUGAGCUGGUCACCAUGUUGAGACGGGCAGAUGAUAUCCUACCACCUUUGCCACCAUCGCAGUUCGCCUAUCAUCCGCAGCAGCAGGCUCGACAUCAACAGGCGCUAGCGGCCUAUGCAGCUGCUCUAGCUGCAAAUGACCCCGGUGGCUCCUCAGCGUCACUACAAAUGCAUACCGGCCCUAGAGCAGAUGUUAAACCCAUCUCAACAGACGCCACGGUGAUCAAUCCGUCCGGUAGACCGACUGCAGGCGACUCUACCGGUUUCUCCGAACCAACUGAAAGCAAUGUCUUUACUGAAGGAGUUGGAGAACAUUCAGCUGCUCGUUCAACUUCCGGAACUGUCAGUUCCAGUGCCGCAGCGGCUGCCCUCCUUUGGGGCGUGCGUGCAACCCAACAGUUGGCAACGUUUGGCUUAGCGGAUGGGAUGCAUUACAAUGUGGAGUUGAUGACCAAUCUAGCUCUGUAUGUCUGCAUCACCGCCAUACGUAACUUGAGAGACAAGGGUAUGCCGUUAAACAUGAGUACAAUUGCGCAUACUCCCCAGAUGGACAUCAUCCAGAGCUUGGUGCUUAAUUUGGACAACGAAGGUCGUUACCUUCUGUUGAACUGCAUGGCAAAUCAAUUGCGGUAUCCGAACUCGCACACUUAUUACUUCAGUUACACGAUUCUAUAUCUGUUUUCCGAGCAAUCCAAGGAGCAAGUCAAGGAGCAGAUUAGCCGUGUUUUGAUGGAGCGACUGAUCGUGAAUCGUCCACACCCUUGGGGUCUUUUGAUGACAAGCGCAGAGCUCUUGCGCAAUCCUGCAUAUCGGUUCUGGGAACACGAAUUUGCUCGGUGUAAUCCCGAAAUUGAAGCCAUCGUCACAAUCGUGGCACGUAGCUGUAUUCCCAAUUUUCAAAUCCCGACUACCCCGCCGUCCAGCUCUGGUGGUUCGACUUGCAUCCGAAAUGCUCUGGUUGCAUCAUCCGUUUCCUCCACUGGCGAUCGCCGUCGACAAGCCUCUCCCUUUUCUCGAGGUAGCCCAACUGUAAAUGAUGCUGGCCCAUCCUCUGUGCGUGCUCCUCGUGCCUUGAACUCGUUCAUCCCCGGUUAACAGAGUCUGUAUGCAGUUGUCGGUUGCUUUGGCUGCAUCGUUGGACUUCUGUAGGCCUCUUACCCUCGUUUCAUACUGUUCAAAGCUGUGUAAACAUCCUUCUACCUGAGCUUUCACAUCACAAAACGUCCACAUCCCACCAUCAUCUGAUCAGUGUACACUGAUUCCAUCUGUUUCAAAUGUUCAUCUCUCUCGCGCACCCACGCUGUCCUUUGUGUUUUACUUGCUCCCGCAGUCCUCCUCGCCGAAACGCCCUCUUGAAGAGACACCACCACCACCACUCCUGUCCAUGUCAGCCUCUCUCUUAUGGGCGGCUCACUUUCUGUCCAAUUUUCGCAGAUGUCUAAACAGCUUUUCUAUUGUUUUUCUUCUGUUUCAUUCGCUAUACAGUCUGUCAUCUGCACUUUA